This is a messenger RNA of Owenia fusiformis, 857 nucleotides long. The record is from the annotation of a GenBank genome assembly. NCBI's taxonomy places the organism in Eukaryota, Metazoa, Annelida, Polychaeta, Sabellida, Oweniidae.
CACAAACAAUCGAUGUAAUCUUACAAUUUUUUUAACAUUUACAGUAGAUUUUCCACAUUAGCUGCUGGUUUUGGUCCAGUAAAUAAUGAAAAUGGAAGCAUGAAGUAUGUCUGCAAAUGUACCAUCUAAUAGAGUUAUAGGUGAACCAAAUCAGUUGCUGAUAGAAGUUCCACAUGUAGCUCAAGAACAAAGCUGGGACUGUGGACUAGCCUGUAUGCAAAUGGUCUGCAGAUUCUUGGGUAAAGACGAUUCAAAGAUCACAGAAGACUGCAAGAAGUUGAAUAUCCCGACAAGUAUUUGGACCAUAGACUUGGCUCUCCUAGCUCAGUACUACGGCAUACAACAUAAAUUCACCACAGUCACCCUAGGGGUUGAUAAAAGCUACGCAACUGAGUCUUUCUAUCAGUCUAAACUAGACACAGAUGAAAAAAGAGUUAAUGCCUUGUUCACAGGGGCAGAAGACAAAGGACUUAUUAUAGAGAAAAGAUCCGUUGAGACAGAUGAUAUCUUGAAACACAUUGCCAGCGGCAACAUUUUAAUCAUCCUUGUAGACUGGUGCCAUCUAUAUUGCAACUGGUGCGACAGGCAGUGUGUGUCUAUGUGUGGUAACAUUGGAAAGUGCUUCAAGUCGUAUCACGGUCACUAUAUAGUAGUUUGUGGAUACAACAAAGAUCAGAGAACAGUGCAAUACAAAAAUCCAUCAUACAACGAAGAGUUGUGUUGCUGUAGUUUAUCAGCCUUUGACACUGCAAGAAAAAGCUUUGGAACUGAUGAAGACAUUCUCUUUAUCUAUAAAUCUGCAUCAGGCAGUGACACAUGAGUUAUGGUUAUGAGUCGUCACUGAUUACUCAGAUAUU